AUGUACAUUGGCGAUCUGGAGAACAUCCGCUACUUCGCCUUGGACGUGAGCACCCUGGAGCCGGAGGGCAUCGCGGCACCCGAAGGUAGCUACUUCGAGCAGCUGAGAACAGCUGGGGGCCUUCUUGAGAGAGACGAGGAUGCUGGCUUGUUAGCCACAGCCCGCGGCCUCUCAGUUUGGCAUCGAAGCGUCUCCUUCUGCUCGAACUGUGGCAGCGGAAAAGUUCGACCAGACAAGGCUGGAAGCAUGCGUCGAUGCUCGGAGUGCAAGAGCGGGUUCUACCCUCGGAUCGAUCCCUCAGUCAUCGUCCUGGUAAGCAGCUCCUGUGGCAAGCAUGCGCUGCUCGGGAGGAAGGCAGUCUGGCCAACAGGGAGGUACAGCGUGCUGGCAGGCUUCACCGAGGUAGGGGAGAGCCUUGAGGAAACGGUGGUGCGAGAGGUGUGGGAAGAGUCGGGCGUGAGGGUCGACCCUCAGUCGAUCCGCUUCUUCUCCAGUCAGAGUUGGCCGUUCCCGCGAUCGCUCAUGAUCGCUUUCACUGCGAGGGCCAUGGAGGUUGCGGACGGGAAACUUCCAGCGAUCGACGUCGACGAGAACGAGAUGGACGACGUGAAAUGGUUCUCGCGGGAGGACAUCGAGAGCGGGCUUUCCGCACACAAGUUGAGCAUCCCCGGACGAGCAGCCGUAGCGCACUCACUCAUCAUGGACUGGAUGCGGAGGGAGCGAGGAGACUGA
Molecule: messenger RNA, 732 nt
Organism: Guillardia theta CCMP2712
Lineage: Eukaryota; Cryptophyceae; Pyrenomonadales; Geminigeraceae
Exons: 3
Coding region: 1-732 (243 amino acids)
Biological process (GO): NAD+ catabolic process; NADP+ catabolic process
Cellular component (GO): cytosol
Molecular function (GO): NADH pyrophosphatase activity
Source: RefSeq, a predicted model, not a curated record